This is a messenger RNA of Dichotomopilus funicola, 1566 nucleotides long. RefSeq names its product tannase and feruloyl esterase. Bases 1 to 1566 code for a protein of 521 amino acids. The record is from RefSeq and is a predicted model, not a curated record. NCBI's taxonomy places the organism in Eukaryota, Fungi, Ascomycota, Sordariomycetes, Sordariales, Chaetomiaceae. The transcript is spliced from 3 exons.
AUGGCAGCCGCACCAUGCACCCCCUCUACCUUCACAGACACCAUCUCCCUCUUCGGCGGGAAAGUCCUCACCACCACCGCCGCCCUCGUCACCAACUACUCAGCCUCCGUCUCUGCCCUGGACCGCUACACCCAGCCCCCCAUCGAGGUCCGCGACGCCUCCUUCUGCAACAUCACCGUCACCUACACCCACCCCAACCAGGGCGAUACCCUGAUCGUCGAAGCCUGGCUGCCGUCGCCGGCUGAGAAGUGGAAUGACCGGCUUCAGGCGGUUGGUGGAGGUGGGUGGGUAGCUGGUCGGAGCGUGCAGGCCUACGGUACGAUGGCCGGGGCCGUUGCGGAUGGGUAUGCGGCUGUGACGACGGAUGCUGGGCUGGGGAGUGCGCAGGAUGCGGGGCCGUGGGCGUUGCGGAGUGAGGGGAAUUUGGAUUAUGUGGCGCUGGAGAAUUUGGGGUCGGUGUCAUUGGAGGAUGAGGCCAUCAUCGCCAAGUCACUUAUCAAGACCUACUAUGGUCGCGGCCCGGCCUAUUCGUACUGGAACGGUUGCUCGCAGGGCGGACGGCAAGGUCUGAUGCUUGCCCAGCGGUAUCCGACAGCGUACGACGGCAUCGCGGCCGGCGCGCCGGGGAUCCAAUGGACUGAUUUCUUCCCGACCAUGUUCUGGCCGCAGCAGGUUAUGAACCUGCUCGGUGAGUAUCCCAGCCCCUGUGAACUACAAGCUGUCACCGCGGCUGUGGUUACGGCCUGCGACAAACUUGACGGCGUUGUGGAUGGGAUCAUUGCCGAUGUCGACAAGUGUUUGACUACAUUCGACCCCUUCUCCCUAGUCGGCCAGAAACUCAAGUGUAAUGGUGAUCAGGAAGAGUCCGAAGCCCUUAUCAGUGAGGCCGCAGCCGUGGUAGCCAACGCCACAUGGAAGGGCCGUCGCAACGCGCAGGGCGUGCAAGUCUGGCCUGGACUCGACCCGGGCACCGAUAUUACCGCCGGCGUGGCUACAACCAAUUGCACUUCGGGGACAUGUGUGGGUGUGCCGCUGCCCAUCGCUACGCAGUGGUUGACAUUGUUUGUCGCACGGGAUCCCGAUUUCGAUUUGUCUAACUUGACCCACGGCGAGUUCGACUGGCUCGCCCACCAAGGCCAGCAGCGCUACGGGUCGUUCAUUGGGACCGACGACCCGGACCUCUCUGCUUUCCAUGGUGCUGGUGGAAAGCUCGUCACCUUUCAUGGUUUGGUCGAUCAACUCCUGCCACCUAAAGGCACCGUCAACUACUACAAAAAGGUCUCUGGUGUGAUCCCCGAAGUGGACGACUUCUAUCGUCAUUUCGAAGGCCCUGGGCUGGGCCACUGCGGGAUAAUGGGCACGUCGGGCCUCCCGGUCGGCCUCUUUGACCAGCUUCGUGCGUGGGUUGAGAACGGGACGGCGCCGGAUCAGACGCGGGUCGAUAUUACUGACCUGGAGGGAGAAACUCAACGGCGCAUUCUGUGUCCCUAUCCGCAAAAAGCGGUGUUUGACAAGGAUUGUGGUGCGACGGGUGACGAAAAGUGUUGGUCCUGUGGUAAGGAGUGA